AAUUAAGUUGUCAGGUGUCUUUGCUCCUUUUCAUGACGAAGCCAAGUGAGUCCUCGGAAGACUAUGACUUUGAUCCAUACCUUAUUCUAAACGUUGCGCGGAACUGUGGACCGGAAGAAAUUAAGAAUGCUUAUCGAAGACUUUGCCAGACAUAUCACCCUGAUAAACACUUGUCGCCAGACUUGAAAAAAAAGGCCACUGAACGAUUUACUGUUUUAAACGAGGCGUUUGAAAUUCUUUCGGAUCCUGAGAAGCGACGGAUCUACGACGAGUUUGGAAUGGAAGGAAUCCGAGCGGUUUCGAACUCUUUGGUGAAAUAUGAAGACAUUAAGGCUCGUUUUCAGCAAAGCGGUCGUGUAACAGGAGGCUCUUAUCAGAAGGACAAUUCUUUUAUUGUCCAAAAUACAGCUGAGGUUCUUAUUGACGCAACAGGUAUUGCUGUGAUUCUCGAGGAUCUUUCUGAGGAAGAAGAUUACUUUGUUGCACCUUUUGCAGUUUCACAGCUGUCACUUGCAACUCGUGCUACUGUUGUUUUGAGUAGGAAGGAUUUCUUGACUUUCCAAUAUCAUAUCCAAAGUAGAAGAAAAAUGUCAACUCAUGGUUUAACCAUAACCACACGCAGACAAUUUUCUUCUAAUUCCUACGGAGAGAUAUCUUAUAUCAUUUCUAGUCAGCGUUCUUUGCUUGAAGGUGUUUUUUCAUGGAAACUUUGGAGGAGACUUUCUGAACGAAGUACGGGUAUGAUCGAGGGCAGUUACUCAUCCGUUCAAGCUCAACCUUUGCUUGCAGUCACAAAUACUCGCCAGCUAAGUCCAAAUACUAGCGCACAGUUGACUUGGACUGCAGGUUUGGCUCCCGGUGUACUAUUUGCAUUUCAAAAUUCACAAGACAGUGGAACUGCAACAGGCUCAAUGAAACUUGGUAUGUUGGACACUUCAGUAUCUUUUGGAUAUAGGAAACUAGUGGGCCAGAAUGGUCACUGGAAGGCUCGGGGUCGCUGGAGCAUUCGUGGUUGGGAGUUGGAAGUUGGAAUCGGCCGGGACUUGUUUUCCUAUGAAGCUGCAUGGUCCGUUAGUGUAAGAGUUGGACUAGACGGAAUUAUUUUGAAGUGCAAAGUGGGGCGAAGUGGUCAUCAACUUCAGCUGCCAAUAUUGGUUGUGGCGCAUCCGUCUCCAUUGUUAGCGAUAGCAACAUCCUUAGUCACAUCUUCCUUGUUUACAUUAAUUCAAAGAGGAAUAAUAGCUCCGUAUCAGUACAAAAUGGAUGCAAGACGAAAGCAAAAGGAAAAGGAAGAAAGAUUGGAGAAGAGAAUGAAGGAGAGAAACGAUGCGUUGACCGCAUUAGAACUAAUGAAGCCCGCUGUCGAACGCUGUCGCAGCCGAGAAGAGAAUGUACCGGGAGGUGGUCUUAUCAUUAUAAGAGCUUUAUACGGAUCAAGCAGGGAAAUCAGUAUUCUGUCGAUUGAUAGCACGCUAGAGAAUACAGAGCAAGUUGCCGAUGUAUCAGACGCCCUUCAAUACUUUGUGGAAGACUCCCGUUUGACCCUAUACGCAACAACGAAGGCUAGACUCAUGGGCUUUUGGGAUCCUACCAUUGAUAGUGAUGAGAAGAAAGUGUUGCAUAUCUGGUAUAAAUUCAAGAAUGCUCUCCACGAAUGUGAAGUUGAUGAUUUCCUUCCAGUGGAAUUGCCAUUGCUGUCGCAUCGAGUCGGAAGCUGCUGAUGCGAUUCUGCUCGUCAUUGAAGAACUUCUUACAGUUCAUCCAUUAACAAGUUUCUACCCUUUCCUUUCCUUUGUGUGUUGAGAGAUAUGAAGUUUUGGCGCUGCUUGCUGGAAUACGGUGUCAUUGUCAUGCUGUCUUUGUAGGCCUUCAACGGAGACUGUUGUCUUGAAGAAUUAGACAUACCAGAGUUUUCUUUAUCGGACAAUGUAGUAUUUACAGUAUCGUUCGUGGGCCCUGAGUUACUAUUGUAGUUCAAAGAGUCUCUCUUGCUGUGAGUUUCUUGAUGGUUAUCUGUCGAUAAAUUUUGGCAACUGCUUCGUAGUCUUGAAGAUGAAGAUAUUUCAGCCAAAUCUAUAUCUUCGACAUCAGAUUCACUGAAUUGAAAACUUUCAGGGUCCAAACAAUUGAUGUUCGAGUCUUCGAGGAAUGCUGAAGUAGAUGAGGCAAUUGUUGUAGAAACGGAUAAGCUUGAAGUUGUUUCUUGUUUGGUGAGUUCAUACACAGUUAUUUUCACAAUUUUGUUUGCAAUUUGCCAUUCACAGUUGUUCAUUCUCGAAAGUUUUUCAGAGAAAUAUGCACUAAGAAAUGUCUUCAUCACCGU
Molecule: messenger RNA, 2323 nt
Organism: Galdieria sulphuraria
Lineage: Eukaryota; Rhodophyta; Bangiophyceae; Galdieriales; Galdieriaceae
Product: DnaJ homolog subfamily C member 11 isoform 1
Exons: 7
Coding region: 33-1721 (562 amino acids)
Biological process (GO): cristae formation
Source: RefSeq, a predicted model, not a curated record